This is a messenger RNA of Trichoderma harzianum CBS 226.95, 388 nucleotides long. RefSeq lists its product as hypothetical. The transcript has a single exon. The coding region runs from base 129 to 341 and encodes 70 amino acids. Lineage: Eukaryota; Fungi; Ascomycota; Sordariomycetes; Hypocreales; Hypocreaceae. The record is from RefSeq and is a predicted model, not a curated record.
ACAGAAACUUAUCAUUUCCAUAUCCUUCUACUUCAUGAAGCCAGCCUGGCCGCUUGUCGUCUCAGGUAGACGGACGUAUGUUACCUUCGCUACGGUAACAAAAGAUUUGACCACCAUUCACUCCCUCCAUGGCGUGGAUCAUCUUACCCCAGGCGCUCAUGGGACUACUCUCCAAAGAAAGCCAGUCCUUGAUCUCUUUCCAGGAUUGGCCCCUGUUUAAUCUGCCCCUUCGACCGGAGUCUCCUCCGCGCCGUUACUGCAAUUCUACUGGCUCAAAAAAAUAUGGAAAAGGCAGAGAGAGGGUGAGAAGCACUAUUCCCACACAUCUCCACUCACCUUGAAUCAUCAUCGCUAUCGAACCCCGGCCCCAGCUCCGUCUUCGUGAAAG